Molecule: messenger RNA, 2664 nt
Organism: Alternaria metachromatica
Lineage: Eukaryota; Fungi; Ascomycota; Dothideomycetes; Pleosporales; Pleosporaceae
Exons: 4
Coding region: 1-2664 (887 amino acids)
Source: RefSeq, a predicted model, not a curated record
AUGCUAGUCUGGUGUUUUGGCAAGAAGAAACCCCAGACACUGUCUCUAUCCGAUUGUAAGCAGUUCUACAGGAGCUUCUCGAAGAUGGUAGAUCUGUCAGACGCGAGGAAGAAAGCCUCCAAGAUGUCGCGGAAAGAUCUCCACCGGAUAAACCGGAACAAUGUCAGUCGUCGCCUUUAUAAUAGCAAGAUUCAACUGGACCGAGAAAAGCUUGAGAAGAUCCAGCUCGCCUUGGAAAACAAGAAGCUCUCGCUGUCGGUUACUGCAUUGGACGACGUCGUCAACUCUCUCUUCUUCGACGUCACCAACCCCUCAACUUACGAUUCACUACACACUCCAAACUUGGACAAGCUCAAACAAGUACACGAGUCUGUUACACGGUCCGAUACAACUAAAGACACCCGGAUCCGUACACUUGUGGCCGGUCACAACGACGUGUCGGAAGAUCUUCGCCACAAGAACGCGGAGCUCGACAUCGCUCGGACCGAAGCAUCUGAUCUAAAGGAUGACUGCCAACAAUUGGAGGCGCGACUGCAAAAGCUGGCCGACAACAAGUUAAACAUCGAAGAGUCAUUUCGCAAAUGUAGGUACGGCCUGCGACAGGCUGAGUUCAACCUCACCGAGAGUUCUCGAAGAGUGGCGAAUCUCGAGACUCAAAUUGAGCGAACGCGUAUGUCCGCACGAGAUGCCGACGAGCGCGCAGAAAGUAUCAACGAAGAACUUCAGGAUGCCAACCGCCAGCUGAGAGACUCCGAGCGCGAACGUGCAGACCUUGAGACUGAGCGCCGUCAACUUCAGACGAAGUUGGAUACAGCCAAAGAGCAGUUGAACGGUGAAGAAGAUCUCGAGAAGAAGACUCACGAUCUGGACGCUGCCCAUGAGCUCGUUCGCCAGCUCAAAGAUGAAAUCUCGGCUCUCAAGGAGCAACACGCAGAUGUCGUCUCCAACAAGGAGAAGGACCUGAGAGAACUCCAACAGCUAAACAAGGACGCUAUUUCUCGUAAGAGCAAGGAGAUGCAGGAGCAUCGUAGGAAGUAUCAAGUCGCUCUCUCGACCAAAGAGAAGAAGGAUGAAGGCUUGCGCAACGAUCUCGCUGCUACAAUUAACGCCAAAGAUGCGGAGCUAGAAAGAUUACGCGCCGAACAUGUUGUCGCCAUCACCGCUAAAGACAGGCAGCUCGAAGCCAAACACCAGUCUGAAACUGCGAUCAUCACUCGCCAUGGAAUCGAAACGCAAAAGCUUCGUGAAGAUGUCGAUUCGGUUGAGCUGCAAAAGAACGACAAAGUCAAAGAGCUUGACGCUCUUGUAUCUAGCCAUGAUGACGCAAUGCGUGAUCUUCGUCAACAGCUCGAUUUGGUCACUCGGCAAAAGGACGACAAAGCCCAGGAGCUGGAAGAGUCACGCACCAAGCACAUCGCUGACGUGGCCGACAAGGAGAAGGAGUUUGACGACAUUGUAUCUCGCCAUGAAUCCCAAAUACAGGAGCUGCGCAAAGAGCUCGAUCUGGCUAGGGACCAAAAGGCCGAUGAAGCUAAGAAGCUGGAACACUCACGCGCCGAGCAUGUUACCGCGAUCAAUCUCAAGGACGCAGAGCUGCAGGAAGCACACUACGAACUCGCCAUCGCCAUCUCUGGCAAGGAAUCAGAGAUCGGCACACUUCACACAAAACACGCCGCUGCCAUCUCUGGCAAGGAUGAGGAGCUUGAAGUAUUGCGUAAAGACCUCGACAUGGCGAAGCUCAACAAGCAACCGUCCUCCACCGAUGAUCUGAAAGUCCUUGUCGAUUCACAGCAAGCGAUAAUCCUUUCCAUGACAAAUGAGUGGAAUGCAGUCUACGGCAUCAUCGAAAACGUCAACAUGUGUCUGCCAUCCGUCCUGAAGAAGUUGGGCAAGCCUUUGAACGAUCGCCUUCCGGAGAUAAGGGCCAGAAUGCGAAGCGACUCUGAAUUCAGGCCUGUGGAGCACCUGGGCGACCUUGAGACUGCGAUGAAGAUACGUCGUGGACGGUAUGAGCUGGAAGGGACGUUCGAUCACCAGUGGGAGUUCUUGAGGAAGUUCGUUCCUGCAGUUCUGGAGGUUCAUCCCGACGUCAAAGAGCUGGCCAAGGCCAUUGAUGACACUUUUGACCGGCUUGAGGAGCAGGUGGUCCAACCCACCAAGGCGCCUACAAUCGCGCCCGCCCCAGCGAAGGCAACCCCAGAGAAGCCCCCGAAAGAUACAUGUGCCUGCAAGUACCAGUUCCUGGUGACAGAUAGCCAGGAUGCCUGCCGCGAUCAUCUCGACGCGUGCGAUGACUUCGCGAGAUGGACGCCCGCGAAGAAGACAAGCCUUUUGGGCAAGCUCGGUUUGACUGGCUACAAGCAGUCGAAGCAGACAAAGCCGAAGGUAGAGUGGAUUACGUGCUGGCACUGCGAGCGUGAAUUCGACAAAGCACACGGGCAAUGGUUCCACGGCUCUCAUGUCAAGGUCUGCAAAAGGGGCGCCCCCAGCUUCGAUGAUGUCCCCGGCUCGAGCACACCGGGACCGAAGACUCCCGUCACCACACCUUCCAGACGCGCCCCCGUGAACGAGCACGGCUGGCAGAAUUCCGGGACAGCAAAGAAGGCAGAGACACCAGUCUUUGUUUCUAGUGGCAUGGGGUUCAGGAGCAAGGACAUUGAGUAG